CUGGGGUGGCCCCGCGCCUCGCCCGCUGCUGCUGCCGCCGGCAUGGCCCCGGCUCGUUCCGCACCGCUGCUGCAGCCUCCCGGCUCACCAGAAGGUGACACUGCCAGCGCUGUCCCCCACCAUGCAGAUGGGCACCAUCGCGCGCUGGGAGAAGAAGGAGGGUGACAAGAUCAAUGAAGGGGAUCUCAUAGCAGAGGUGGAGACAGACAAAGCUACAGUUGGCUUUGAGAGCCUGGAGGAAUGUUACCUGGCCAAGAUCCUGGUGCCAGAAGGAACAAGGGAUGUUCCUAUUGGGGCCAUAAUAUGUAUCACAGUAGAAAAGCCUGAACAUAUUGAUGCCUUCAAAAAUUACACCCUGGAUUCUGCAGCAGCUGCUGCCCCUGCAGCCUCAGUGCCUCCCCCUCCAGCUGCAGCCCCCUCCCCACCACCUCAGCCUUCUCCUCAGGCCCCUGGCAGCUCUUACCCUCCUCACAUGCAGAUCACUCUCCCUGCUCUGUCACCCACCAUGACAAUGGGCACAGUGCAGAGGUGGGAGAAGAAGGUUGGAGAGAAGCUCAAUGAGGGAGACUUGCUGGCUGAAAUUGAGACAGAUAAAGCCACAAUAGGAUUUGAAGUGCAGGAGGAAGGCUACCUGGCCAAGAUCUUGGUGCCUGAAGGAACAAGAGAUGUGCCCUUAGGAGCUCCUCUGUGCAUCAUUGUGGAGAAGGAGGCUGAUAUCCCAGCCUUUGCUGACUACCAGGCUGCUGCAGUCACUGACAUGAAGGCUGCAGCUCCUCCUCCUCCUCCUCCACCGGUGAUGGCAACUCCUGCAGCUGCUCCUCCUCCUCCCCAGCCUGCUGCUGCUCCUGCUCCAGCAGCCCCCACAGCUGGGCCACCCCACAAAGGAGGAAGGGUCUUGGUCAGUCCCCUGGCAAAGAAAUUGGCAGCAGAGAAAGGAAUCGACCUUACCCAAGUGAAAGGUACUGGACCAGAUGGCAGAAUCACCAAAAAAGAUGUGGAGUCAUUUGUGCCAUCAAAGGCUCCUCCAGCUGCAGCUCCAGGGGCAGUUCCUGCAGCUGCUGCAGCACCCGAGGGGACCUUCACAGACAUCCCCAUCAGCAACAUUCGCAGGGUCAUUGCUCAGAGGCUGAUGCAGUCCAAACAAACAAUACCUCACUACUACCUGUCCAUCGAUGUGAACAUGGGAAAAGUCCUGGUGCUAAGGAAAGAGCUCAACCAGGAGGUCCCAGCUAAUGUUAAACUUUCUGUCAACGAUUUCAUAAUUAAAGCUUCUGCUUUGGCCUGCUUGAAGGUGCCUGAGGCAAAUUCUUCGUGGUUGGACACAGUUAUCAGGCAGAAUCACGUGGUGGAUGUGAGUGUGGCUGUCAGCACCCCUGCAGGGCUCAUCACCCCCAUCGUGUUCAACGCUCACAUCAAGGGGCUGGCUGCCAUCAGCCAGGACGUGGCUUCCCUGGCAGCCAAGGCCCGGGAAGGGAAGCUCCAGCCUCACGAAUUCCAGGGUGGUACUUUCACAAUUUCCAAUUUAGGAAUGUAUGGGAUUAAGAAUUUCUCUGCCAUAAUCAAUCCACCUCAAGCCUGCAUCCUGGCUGUGGGUUCCUCAAAAGAAAUACUAGUGCCAGCUGACAAUGAGAAAGGCUUUGAUGUGGCCAGCAUGAUGUCUGUCACCCUGAGCUGUGACCACCGUGUUGUGGAUGGAGCAGUUGGAGCACAGUGGCUUGCUGAGUUCAAGAAUUUCCUUGAAAAGCCAGUAACCAUGCUGCUAUAAUUUAACCAUGCAAAACAGAAUUUUCCUGGGUCACACUGUUGUGUUUUAAACAAGCUGUUUAGACUUUAGUGUUCAGACUUUGAGAGAGUUUCUUUUUUUUUAAUUUAAAAUAUGUAUUAUAUUAUCUGGUAAUGUUAUUUACCAGUCUGUACAGAAAAAAAAAAAAAGUUUGCAAAAGUGCUUUUCAGAGCAAUAUUACAGCUACACUGUAUUUUUAUACAGUUAGUUAACUUGCAAACUCUUCCAAAACAGAGUUAAGCAUCCCAGAUUUAAAAAUCCCCAAAAAUGAUCCUGGCAUUGUGCCCAGGGGGUGCAUCUCAACAGCUUCAUGCCCUCAGUGUUGUCAGAGAUUGGAAUUUCAAACAUCUCUUCACAGGAGUGCAGAUGAGAUGGCCACAGAAGGGGGCAGGAGGAGGGCAAUGCCCCGUUCUCCUGUGCUGGGGUGGGGAGAUGGCACAGCACUGAGGGGUGGAGGGGCAGGGGAUGUGUCUCAAGCCAAAUGCUGCUGUUCCAAACCCUUCAGGAAUCUGGCACUGGCUGGGACCUUCUCAGCUCCCUGAUCCCUGCUGAGCACUUUAGAGCUGUCUGGGGGGUCACAGGGCUUGUGCUGUCUCCUCUUGGACUCUCACUGACAUCUGCUUUUUGGAUGAACUCUGUAGCUGCUGCUCCUCUGGCUGAGUUAACCCCAGGCUCUGAUGCCGUGGCAGUAACUGCUCUGCAGAAUGUUCAGUGUCUGGGCAGGCAGUGGAGACAAAUCACACAUGCUGAUAAUCCCACCAGGGGAUGUGAAUCAUGUGAGGACUGGGAUGUUUGGGAUUUUUCAUUUCAGGCAUUCUACCAUAGGAAGCUCUGAUUUAAGCCACUGGAAUUGCAGACCUUCCCUGGAUUGUCUUUGCUGUCCAGCCUCAGUAAAGCUGCAGAAUGUGCUCUCCAUGUACAUAUUGUAUGUAAGGUGCUUCUCUAGUCUGUUGGACUCGUGUCCAGUUACUCCAGGCAUUGUAUCCUGCAAGGGCUGCAGUGCUGAACAUUCUGAAAUUCCACUUUCCACAUGGAAAUGUUCAUGUAAAAAAAGGACAACUGUGCAGUAAUGAGAGUGACCAGGAGAAUUAAAUAAGGGGGGCAGAGUUGGAAAAAAAAGGAAGAAUUUAUUCAGGGUGAUCCUGUUAUUCUGUAUAUUGCAUUAAGUACUGUCUCCUGUAAAAUUCUACAUAAUUCACUAAAGAUAUUGAAAGAAAAUACUGUGGAAAUUAAAUAUUUUUGUGGGAACUAUUUAGUGUCUGGUUGCUGUGAUGCCUUGCUUAAGAAAAAAAAAACAAAAGUGCAUUAAGGUUUUGGAUUUUCUUGAAUGACCUGAAAUACCCUGAUUCCAGACUGGCUCUAGUGAACUCAUGUUCCAUUAAAUGUUUGGAAUUGACAACUACUAAA
Messenger RNA from Catharus ustulatus (Swainson's thrush), 3190 nucleotides. RefSeq names its product dihydrolipoamide S-acetyltransferase (gene DLAT). Lineage: Eukaryota; Metazoa; Chordata; Aves; Passeriformes; Turdidae. Bases 122 to 1765 code for a protein of 547 amino acids. Gene Ontology annotation, biological process: pyruvate decarboxylation to acetyl-CoA. Gene Ontology annotation, molecular function: dihydrolipoyllysine-residue acetyltransferase activity. Gene Ontology annotation, cellular component: pyruvate dehydrogenase complex. The record is from RefSeq and is a predicted model, not a curated record. The transcript has 14 exons.